AUGGUGGUGCUCAAGCAGGAAGAAGUUCCGGAGUGUCUGAGAUAUCUGCCUCGCAACUACAACUUUGAGACGGGAAAGGUGCUGAGAACAAUCAGAAGACUGGGCGCAAAGAGGGUGACUCUGCAGUUCCCAGACGGUCUUUUGAGAUACUCCUUUGUGAUAAUGGACGUUAUAGAGAAGUAUACGGGGGCAGAGUGCAUUCUUCUGAACGACGUUGUCUAUGGGGGAUGCUGCAUAGACGAUGAGAGCAUUGCUUCCGAUCUUCUGGUUCAUUACGGGCACUCGUGUCUUGUGCCUGUGGGCGAGAUGAGCACAAAGGUUCUCUACAUCUUUGUGGAUAUUAGGAUAGACAUAGACCAUGCAGCAGAAAUGAUAAGAAGAAACUUCCAGGGAAAGAUAGGAGUGAUCGGCACGAUACAAUUCAACUCCAGCAUAAACAGGCUGAAAAGGGUCUUGGAUGAAGAGAGGGGCGGAGUUGAAUGCACUCUUCCACAGAUAAGGCCCCUGAGCAGCGGAGAGGUGCUGGGCUGCACGGCACCAAAAAUCGAGGGUGUCUCUGCAGUUAUUUCCAUAGGAGACGGAAGGUUCCAUCUGGAGGGUGCGAUGAUAAGAAACCCGCAUCUGAGGUUCUACAAGUAUUGCCCCUUCAGCAGGAGGAUGACGCAGGAGUCCUAUGACCACAGCACCAUGCUGAGCGAUAGAAAGUCUGAGAUCAGGAAGGCAUUCAGUGGAAGAUCGUUUGGAGUGAUACUGGGAUCUCUUGGAAGACAGGGGAAUAGGAGCAUCCUAAGAAGCGUGGUGGACAGGCUGAAGGAAUACGAUGUCUAUCUGAUAAUGCUCGACGAAAUAAGCCCUAAGAAGCUAGAGCGAUAUAAUUUCAUCGACAGCUUUGUCCAGAUAUCGUGCCCAAGGCUCAGCAUAGACUGGGGGAAGCUUUUCAAGAAGCCUCUGCUGACGCCUUUCGAGGUGUUUUACAGCGGGGGAGAAUACUUGAUGGACUACUAUUCAAGAGAAGGAAGUGGAGAAUGGAAGAAUUACAGAUAG
This is a messenger RNA of Encephalitozoon cuniculi GB-M1, 1044 nucleotides long. RefSeq names its product diphthamide synthase subunit DPH2. The transcript has a single exon. Gene Ontology annotation, biological process: protein histidyl modification to diphthamide. The record is from RefSeq and is marked provisional. Gene Ontology annotation, molecular function: 2-(3-amino-3-carboxypropyl)histidine synthase activity. Bases 1 to 1044 code for a protein of 347 amino acids. NCBI's taxonomy places the organism in Eukaryota, Fungi, Microsporidia, Unikaryonidae.